Messenger RNA from Prunus armeniaca (apricot), 402 nucleotides. Lineage: Eukaryota; Viridiplantae; Streptophyta; Magnoliopsida; Rosales; Rosaceae. The record is from the annotation of a GenBank genome assembly.
AUGGCAACCAUUACUGCUAGCACUCCAACCUCAUCAAUCACCAGGGCAAGUCUGGUGCACAAGCCAUCUGUUGGGGCUCCACCCGCAACUGUGUUGGCUUUGCCAUCACUUGCAAGGAAGGGGAAAGUGAGUUGUUCCAUGGAGGGAAAGAAGGAGAGCAGCAACUCAAAGAUGGGCAAGGGUGCAUCUUUGGCUGCAGCAGCUAUGGCUGCAACCAUGUCAAGCCCAGCCAUGGCUUUGGUGGAUGACAGAUUGAGCACAGAAGGAACAGGGCUUCCCUUUGGCUUGAGCAACAACAUUCUUGGCUGGAUCCUCUUUGGUGUGUUUGGCCUCAUCUGGACCUUCUACUUCAUCUACACAUCCUCUCUGGAAGAGGAUGAAGAGUCAGGAUUGUCCCUCUGA